AUGAGUUGGACAGGGUUCACCAAUUGCUGUAAAAUGAGACAGUUUUCCACUUCUAGUCUGGUGAUGAGGAGGAUCAGCAGGAAGGAAUUGAUGGACAAGACAAAGCUACUCAAAGAGUUUCGACAAUUUCUUGGUCCUAAAAGUAUAACUGGUGAAUAUCAUAAAAACAAGUACUACUAUCCACCGCAGAACAAUAAACCAAACUAUAUUGUUAAUGAUGGAAAAUCUGUGGUUGGCGAAAGUCCCAAGUUGGGUCAAUCGAGAAUGAGAAAUCUUGACGAACCAGGAAGGGAUCCUCAUUUGCAUCCGUUUCCUCACAACGUUUACACUAAAACAGCAUACUUGAUACCUGAACAUUUGAAACUGCAAAUCGUCGAAGAUGAACAGGUCAACGGGUUACAUCCACAAGAGAUAGCCCAUAAAUAUGGUAUAAAUUUACAAAGAGUAGAAGCUAUAUUAAAGCUCAGUGCAAUUGAAAAGAAUUUUCAACCAAAGGAAGAGAUUGCCGAGGAUUUGAAAUCGUUUGCAGCCAUUAUGAAACGCAUGUUCCCCUUGUUCAAAGGUGGCUAUACUGCUGAUAAUUUAACGGAAAUUCCAACCCCACACAAGACAUUGACUGAUAGAUUUUUGACUAUUGAAGAGAAUGAACCUUUUGGACCAGUAGAUGCAGCCAAGAUACUACACCUCGAGCCAGCCUCAAACACUUUGAAGAAGUUGACUGAGUUUAAUUUGGAAGAAGCACAGAAGCAGCAACAAGCAAUUGAAGAUAAAAAAAUCGAUGUUGUGUAUGGUAAAAAGAGAAAGGAUGAAAAUAAACUCUUUAGAUUUACAAUGAAGAAUGUUGGCGAGUUUGGUCAUCGUUAUGGUGCAUCUAGAAGAGAUAGGAAAUUGGAUAGAGCUAUUGGAUUUGAUGCAGCCGGAAAGAUGAUUUAUUUGCACCCAGAUCAAUGA
Messenger RNA from Lodderomyces theae, 951 nucleotides. RefSeq names its product mitochondrial 37S ribosomal protein mS45. The coding region runs from base 1 to 951 and encodes 316 amino acids. Gene Ontology annotation, biological process: mitochondrial translation. Lineage: Eukaryota; Fungi; Ascomycota; Pichiomycetes; Serinales; Debaryomycetaceae. Gene Ontology annotation, molecular function: structural constituent of ribosome. The transcript has 2 exons. The record is from RefSeq and is a predicted model, not a curated record. Gene Ontology annotation, cellular component: mitochondrial small ribosomal subunit.